UGAAACUUUGAGGAAAUCUUUCGGACAAAACGUGCAAUAUCAACCUGCCGAGCGAAUCCCUCGACGGCGGCGGCCACCGCAAAAUCGAACAAGUUGUUCCCGAUAACGGACGGUGUGUGCUUUUUGGGGGACGGCUCAGACGGCUUCGGGAGAGGCGAAAGCUCGCACACCGUUAUCAGCUGCUCGUCGUCGCCGUCUUCUGAACCCACGUCGUCACAGAGGAAAAUCCGAGUGAAAAGUUGGAUUUUCCUUUUUGCGGAGAAAGGUUUUUCCGGAUUUACGCAGUGAAGUCGCGUUUGGUUUUUUGGGGGGUUUUCGCGAACGGGUUCGGAACAUCCGGAUCGUCCGGCAGGGAGCAGAAAUGCCCAGCGUCAGAAGGAUGAUCCUGGGCCACGUAAUGUCCGGGCUGUGCAGCAAGAUGAACCGGACUAAGCAGCUUCCGGCGGACCUGAUGGAGACCCCGCUGAACCGAUGUCUGAACACGUUCGAUAUCACGCUGCUGGGAAUCGGCCACAUGGUGGGCGCCGGCAUCUACGUCCUAACCGGAACCGUUGCCCGCGAGAUGGCCGGCCCCGGAAUCGUGCUGUCGUUCAUCCUGGCCGGCAUGGUUUCGAUGCUGGCAGCGCUGUGCUACGCCGAGUUCGGAACGCGGGUUCCCAAGGCCGGCUCGGCCUACGUCUACACGUACGUAUCGAUUGGUGAGUUCUGGGCGUUCGUCAUCGGUUGGAACAUCCUGCUGGAGCACAUGCUGGGGGCGGCUUCGGUGGCACGUGCCUGGAGUGGUUACGUCGAUUCGAUGCUGGGCAACAUUGUGGCAAACACAACGAUGGAGAUUACCGGCGAGAUGCACGAGCAGCUGCUGGCCAAAUAUCCGGACUUUCUGGCGUUUGGCGUUUGCAUGAGCUAUGCGAUUGCGUUGGCGACUGGAGUUAAGGCUACGGCCAUGAUUAAUAGUAUUUUGACCACGGUGAACGUAAUCGUGAUGGCUCUGGUGGUUGGGCUGGGCUUUUGGUACGCUGAUGCUGGAAAUUGGUCACUGCCCGAGCAGGGAUUUUUGCCGUAUGGAUUUGGAGGAGUUUUGGCGGGAGCGGCCACGUGUUUUUACGCGUUCGUUGGCUUUGACAGCAUUGCUACUUCCGGUGAAGAGGCAAAGAAUCCAAGCGUAUCCAUUCCACUGGCCACGAUUCUUUCGUUGUGUGCCGUAACCAUUGGGUACGUCCUGGUGAGUGCAGCUUUGACGUUGAUGAUACCGUACAACGAAAUCAAUCCGGCAGCUGCUCUUCCGGAUGCCUUUGGGACACGUGGUAUUGCGUGGGCCAAGUACGCGAUUUCAACGGGAGCUAUUUGUGGAAUGACCACAACUCUGCUUGGAUCUCUGUUUGCUCUGCCGCGAUGUCUGUACGCCAUGGCCAGUGAUGGAUUGUUGUUUUCCUGCUUUGGAAAGGUCAAUACCAAGACACAGGUUCCCUUGUUGAAUCUGGCGGUUUCGGGGCUAUGUUCAGCUCUGUUGGCACUCCUGUUUGAUCUAGAAAAGCUCGUGGAGUUCAUGUCCAUUGGAACCCUCAUGGCGUACACCAUCGUCAGUGCCAGUGUAAUUGUCCUUCGCUACAGACCGAUAGCCGUGGAGGAGACUGUCCACCUCGCUCCGGAUACUCCGGGAACGGACGAAGAAGAAGGCGCUUCCUCUUCUUCCCAAUCGAGUGCCAUUGAUCCGUCUUCACCGACCAGUGAAAUGAUUGAAAUAGCCCUAGCAGGACGUCUGCGUCCUCAGUUCCGCUGGUUAGAGCCGGUUCUCGGACGUUGCGAGCCUGGAGUGGCCUGUUCCGGGGCAGUACUCCUGUUCUGUGUGCUUAGCGUAGCGAUUUGCUUUCAACUACAGGCUUCCUGGGAUGACCUUUACAACGGCGUUUGGUGGGCUCUUGGCCUCUAUGGAUUCCUGCUAUUCUGCCUAGUCGCAUGUAUCGUAGUAAUUUCGGCCCACCACCAAAACACCCGUGGACUCCAGUUCAAGGUCCCACUGGUUCCGUACAUCCCGGCGCUGAGCAUCUUCUGCAACAUCGAACUCAUGGUCCAUCUUAGCUUCCUGACGUGGCUGCGGUUCUUCAUUUGGCUUUCGAUCGGAAUGCUGGUGUACUUCCUGUACGGAAUCCACAACAGCAAGGAAGGUGAACUAGGCGUAACCUCCUAUUCAAUGUUAAUGUCCACCCAGGAGGCGAUCCGGGGCUGGGGCGCAACACACUCGGCCGGACUGACCGGUGGAACGCGAGUCACGGUGACCAAGAUCGUAAAGGGUCGCGUUAGCCGGAAGAGUGUCGACAAGCAAGCCAUCAUCGACGACGACGAUGAUGACUCCUAAACUGCAACUAACAAGCAAUUUCUGGAUAGUAUUCAUGAGGAAUUUUACGUUCUAUACGCUUCAGGUGGCACAAUUAGCCGAACGUUUUCGGUUUACAGAUAUUCAAGGCAACUAACUUUAUAAAGCUUCCACUUUGGAAAACGACAA
This is a messenger RNA of Culex pipiens pallens (northern house mosquito), 2503 nucleotides long. RefSeq names its product cationic amino acid transporter 4-like. Gene Ontology annotation, cellular component: plasma membrane. Gene Ontology annotation, molecular function: amino acid transmembrane transporter activity. The coding region runs from base 362 to 2356 and encodes 664 amino acids. NCBI's taxonomy places the organism in Eukaryota, Metazoa, Arthropoda, Insecta, Diptera, Culicidae. The record is from RefSeq and is a predicted model, not a curated record. Gene Ontology annotation, biological process: amino acid transport; transmembrane transport. The transcript has 4 exons.